Cokeromyces recurvatus is the source of this 1507-nucleotide messenger RNA. RefSeq names its product triose-phosphate transporter family-domain-containing protein. Gene Ontology annotation, molecular function: antiporter activity; phosphoenolpyruvate transmembrane transporter activity. Bases 45 to 1322 code for a protein of 425 amino acids. The transcript is spliced from 2 exons. NCBI's taxonomy places the organism in Eukaryota, Fungi, Mucoromycota, Mucoromycetes, Mucorales, Mucoraceae. The record is from RefSeq and is a predicted model, not a curated record. Gene Ontology annotation, cellular component: endoplasmic reticulum; Golgi apparatus. Gene Ontology annotation, biological process: phosphoenolpyruvate transmembrane import into Golgi lumen.
UUUUUUUUUUUUUAAAUGAUUUAUAAUUAGCAACUUCAGUUGUCAUGCCAUCAAUAAUUUCAACUAAUUUAAAUGAACCACCUCAAAGGAAAUUCUUUAAUAAUAUUACAUCAACAAAGACACAUGCUCGACAUUUCAUGUCGAAUGGUAUAAAUUAUGAUAAGAAACCCUCCCCUAUAAAUAAUCUAAUCAAUAGCAGCCAUAGCUAUCAUCCCCAACAUCGCGUUUCCUUAUCAGAUAAUUCAAAGUUCUUGAUUUGUUGUUUUAUGUGGUAUUUUACGUCUUCACUUUCCAGUAAUACAGGCAAACAAAUAAUGAAUCAGUUUAAAUAUCCAGUAACAUUAACUUUUAUUCAGUUUCUUCUUGUGGCCUGCUGGUGUGCUAUUGUGGAAAGUAUAUUUAAAUCAUCUACUGGUAUUAAGAAUCCAACAAAAGCUAUCAUAACCACUAUGGCACCUCUUUCUUUGUUUAUGACAGUCGGUCAUAUAUUUUCAAGUAUAUCCAUUAGUCGUAUUCCCGUUAGUCUUGUACACACAAUCAAGGCAUUAGCACCUUUGUUUACUGUUCUAUUUUAUCGAUUUAUUUUCAAAGUUAAUUAUUCAUCCAAAGUAUAUACAGCUUUAAUACCUUUAACAUUAGGUGUAAUUCUGGCAUGUUCAUUCACAUUCUCAAAUAAUUGGAUUGGACUAUCAUGUGCAUUAGUGUCUUGCUUAAUUUUUGUCAUGCAAAACAUCUUUAGUAAAAAAUUACUGUUCAAGGAAUCCAAGAUGGGAAAUAAUAAUCCAGAUAAAUUAGACAAGAUGAACAUGCUUUUUUAUUCUAAUCUUAUUGCCUUUUCCUUGAUGAUUCCACUUUGGUUCUAUUCAGAUGCAAGUCGAUUUUUGUUUGAGGAAACACAUCGUGAUAUCAGUAAAACACGAUUAUUGACAUAUUUUUUAUUAAAUGGAACAACUCAUUUCGCACAGAAUUGGUUUGCUUUUACAACCUUAGCCAUGUCAUCUCCAGUGACAUAUUCUAUUGCUUCACUUGUUAAGCGUAUUUUUGUGAUCGUCAUGAGUAUUCUUUGGUUUGGACAGCAAGUGAGUUUAGCACAAAGUUUUGGUAUCGUAUUAACCUUUAUUGGUUUAUGGAUGUACCAACAAGCGAAAAGAGAAGUAGAUCAAGGCGAAACAAAAGCAUGUGAAAAAUCGCUUGAGGUAUUACCCACCUCUAAUCAUGUCCAUGAUGAACCCAAUCAUACAUUAGGAACCAUCUCCUUGAAGAAAUGGAUUGGAAAUCAUUUACCUAAAUCUAAUGCAGCAAGGGAAACAAAGCUUUUGUAGAUAUAAUAAUUAGAUUUUUUUUUUUUAUAAAUAUCUUUGUUGUACAAUAUUUAUUAUUAAAAAGAAAAAAGGAAGAAGAAGAAAGAGGACAAAAAAAAAACGAGUAUUUUAUCUUAUUUUAUUUAAUUUUUUUAUUGAUCUGCUUUUGUAAUAAUAAAGAGUCGUCUCUCUUUGUGUAUAUUUUA